Molecule: messenger RNA, 553 nt
Organism: Drosophila sechellia
Lineage: Eukaryota; Metazoa; Arthropoda; Insecta; Diptera; Drosophilidae
Exons: 1
Coding region: 49-450 (133 amino acids)
Source: RefSeq, a predicted model, not a curated record
UUUACGUAAACUUCGUCAGAUCCAAAACAAUAAUAAUCAAAUAAAAAAAUGAAUCAAAAUUUUUGUAAAAUAAAUCACCACAGAGUUGUUAACUUUGGUGUAGCGGUUGUUAGUCACAGAAUGAAGGCUAUUAGAAAGCCAAUGACUCUACAGGAGAUUUCCGCGAGUAUUGGAAGGAAAUUUGGUGUGCCUGGCAGUGUUUUUGAAGAUGAGAUUAAAGUAUUGCUCGAAGAAUACCAGCCAUUCGGAUUUUUCAUUAAGAGAGGAGAUCUAUAUAGUCUUCCCCCAGAACUGUUGGAAAUCAUGAAGGAAAACGAUCGGGAUAAACGAAAGCGAACUAUCAAAUCACCAGCCAAACAUCUUGAGGAAUCCUAUCAAGUUUAUGGCUGUGCAUCCAAUAUUGAUCACUCCAUGUCACUUAGGCAUCCAUAUCUUUAUAGAUUCAACUAAGCCGGGCACAGGAUAUGAGUGACUCCCUAUUUUUAUUGUCAUUGAUUUUUAUCAAAACGAACUAUCAUGUAUUCAGAAUUAAAAUUGAUCAAAAAAUUGCAAU